UAUAGCAUAAUAAAGACGUGAACGGAGCACCGAAGACCUUUUACCAUGUCAGCUGGUGAAUAAUUCUUCCUCAACUCGAAUCCUGUGUGUGCAUCACGAAAAAAAGACAACGCAGAACAAGACUACUGUCACAAUGAACGAGACAAAGGAAUAUAUUUACCCGGACUACAAUGACGACUCUUUUAGUCCUUGCGCCCUCGGUAGCGAGUUGGACUUCUACAUCAUGUUGAUCACUGUUCUGUACUGUUUGGUUUUCAUUUUGGGCUUCAUCGGCAAUGCUCUGGUGGUGAGCGUCCUGGUGAGAUACCGCUACCAAGCCACCUUGACAGACAUCUGCCUUGUCAACUUGGCUGUGUCUGACCUGCUCUUCAUCGCCACACUGCCACUCCACAUCCACAACGCUCUGGUCAAAGAAUGGACCCACGGUGGAUUCUGGUGCCAUUUUUCUGGUGGCUCCAAGAGCACUGGCUUCUUCUGCAGCAUCUUCAUCCUGGUUGUCAUGACAGUGGACCGCUACGUAGUCAUUUUACACAGCGCAAAGGUGGCAAAGUAUCGCACCGUGGGAACAGGGGUCGCUCUCACGGUGGUUGUGUGGUUGCUGAGCUUGUGUAUCUCCAUGCCUGCUUUUAUUUUCACCAAAGCGACAGAUGAUUCUCACGGGAUCGGUUGCGGUUACAACCCAGACAACAAGGUCUGGAAUGUGUACAACAUCUUAGCAAAUAGUGUUGUGGGUCUGGUGCUUCCCUUGCUGGUGAUGGUGCUGUGCUACUCCAGGAUCAUCCCUGUCUUGAUGAGGAUGAGGAGCUCAAAGAAGCACCGAAUUGUCAAGCUGAUAGUUGCUAUCGUGGUUGUCUUCUUCCUUUUAUGGACACCAUAUAAUAUUUCAGUUUUUCUUAACUUCCUGCAGUCUGAUUUGGACUUGCUGAACGACUGCAACUCGAGUAAUAAUUUAACACUGUUACUGGUAUUUAGCGAGCCCCUUGCAUUAUCACACUGCUGCUUGAAUCCCAUCAUAUAUGCUUUUCUGGGGCAGAAGUUUAUGAGGCGCUGCAAGCUGCUGCUGAGGCAAUGCAUCUCUGGGAUGACACCUUCCCGCAGGGAUUCAGAUAAUUUUGCCAAAAAGAGCUCAGUGGUGGUCAGGUCCUCUGAAUCCAGUUUGGUUAUGUAGCUGCUAGUACUUCAAUGCCCUUUAUCUACCUACCAACCUAGCUACAUACACAUUAGAGGUGCGGCAAAAAAAAUCGCGAUUAUAGUUUCUUCCAAUUCUUAGUCAAUUCCUAAAUUUAAUCAUCUAUUUUUUUAGGAAUAGAUUUUUAAAAAAAACCUGUUGUUAUCUUACUCAGCCUAAAGCUUAUUCUUUGAUAAUAGAUUAUUGAACUGAAAAUGCUAGUCAACAAUAAAACACAUAUUUAUAAAGCUAAUCUUAUUAAAUCUGAAAUGUGCUGGCAUUACUUCAGAUAAGAUGAAAUAUUAAAUUUGUGGUAUUAAAUUGAAUAUCCUCAUUUUCUAUUCCCUGACGAGCAAGGAAACCUGUGAAACAGACUUGAAGGGAAGAAAAAGCCUGUUUUUUCCUGACCUAACAUACCGUAUAUUCUGCUCUACCCAGGUAUUGAGCACUGUAUAACGGAUAAACCACAGA
This is a messenger RNA of Nerophis ophidion (straightnose pipefish), 1639 nucleotides long. RefSeq names its product C-C chemokine receptor type 2-like. The transcript has 4 exons. The record is from RefSeq and is a predicted model, not a curated record. Gene Ontology annotation, cellular component: membrane. The coding region runs from base 134 to 1168 and encodes 344 amino acids. Gene Ontology annotation, biological process: immune response; G protein-coupled receptor signaling pathway; chemotaxis. NCBI's taxonomy places the organism in Eukaryota, Metazoa, Chordata, Actinopteri, Syngnathiformes, Syngnathidae. Gene Ontology annotation, molecular function: chemokine receptor activity.